CUUGUUUGCUCGUUCACUAAUCACAAACAAAUUGAGAAGUCAUGAUUUUUUGAAUAAGUAAUUAGAAUUAACCAUAAAUUGUGUGGGUCGAUAAAAUGAUAGAUUGAAAUCUCUACAAACAAAAUUAAAUAGUGACAAUGUCGUCACCACCACCCCUUCCAACCCGUCAUUCCAAUGGAGACAGUAAAAAGACGCCGCCUUUAUCAAAUAUUGUUACCAGAAAUGGCGCAAGAAAGGCAAAAAUACAAACACGUGCAAGAUCGGCCGGAACUGUAAAAGCUUCUGCGUCUGUAAUUACAGCUAAACGAAAGGCACAGCAAAAGAAAAAAUCUACAAUAGAAACGGUUUUGAGAGAUCACUAUCAAAUUACAAUGGAAUCUAAGACGAAAGUAAAGGGACCAACGGGAUUCGUCACUGAGCCGCGGAUGGUGGAGCAUAAAUGUCUAUGGGAUGAAAAUUAUCCAGAGAAUCCUGGACGACUUAUCAGUGUAAUUAAUAGGUGUAUUGAAUUGAACUUAAUAGAGCAGUGUAGGGAAAUAUGUCCAAGGCCAGCCACUGAGGAAGAGAUUCACGAAUUGCAUGAUACAUCAGUUUACGAGAUGUUAGAGAAAACUCAUAAGAAUAACAAUUUGGAGUAUUUGGAAGAGCUAUCCUCAAGAUUUGACGCCAUCUAUAUUCAUCCUAGUACUCACGAGCUGGCCCUACUAGCAGUUGGUUCAACCAUAGAGCUAGUGGACCACAUACUGAGGGGAGAAGUACAGAAUGGGGCUGCGUUCAUCAGGCCUCCGGGACAUCAUGCGAUGAGGGCGGAGCCUUGCGGCUACUGCUUCUACAAUAACGUGGCGAUAGCUGCUCAACACGCAAUGAAGAAAUAUGAUCUGAACAGGAUACUUAUAGUGGACUGGGAUGUACAUCACGGGCAAGCCACACAGCAGAUGUUCUAUGACGAUCCGAGGGUGGUGUAUUUCUCGGUCCACCGCUACGAGCACGGCUCGUUCUGGCCAAACUUGAGACAGUCCAAUUUCGACUAUAUCGGCUCAGGGAAAGGAGAAGGAUUCAAUUUUAAUGUGCCUCUGAACAAGAUUGGUAUGAAAGAUGCUGAUUAUCUCGCUAUCUGGGAUCAGCUGCUGUUGCCGAUGGCUUUUGAGUUCGCCCCGCAGUUGGUUCUCGUGUCCGCUGGGUAUGACGCAGCGCUGGGCGAUGAAAAAGGCGAGAUGCAAGUAACGCCCGCAUGCUACGCGACGCUGACCCACGCGCUCAUGGGCGUGUGCCCACGCGUGGGCGUGGCGCUGGAGGGCGGCUACUGCCUCGCCUCGCUCGCGGAGGGCGCCGCGCUGACCCUCCGCACGCUGCUGGGGCACCCGCCCCCCGCGCUCGAGGCACUUAGUGAACCUUGCGACUCAAUCCGUGAAUCGAUCCUGAAUUGCAUAUACGCACACCGGAAACACUGGCGCUGCUUCAACUACCAGCCCACAUACAGUAUAGACACAACCGUGAAGAACGUCUGCGAUGUAGACAAGGAGAAACAUACGGUUGUGGUAAGGUGGGAGGGAGAUGAAACGAAACCGGAGAAAUACGAAACGAGAAACUGUUAUCCGAUACAAGAUAGCGAGACGAAACGACAAAUUACGGAACGUUUGGAGCAUUUGAGAAUGGUCACUGAUUUGAAAUUGGCGCAGCAUCCAGUGUGUUAUAUAUAUGACGAGGCUAUGUUGAAGCAUUUUAACAUCUGCGAACCCGGUCACGUGGAAUGCCCGCAGCGGAUACUGCGCAUCCACGAGCGGCACAUGGACUUUGGCCUGUUGGAGCGCGUGCACGUGCUGGCCGGCGCGCGGGCCACCGACCGGGACAUACUCGCCGUUCACUCCCCGGAACAUUUGCAGAGGCUAAAAGACCUGUCAACAAUGAAACUCCGCGACCUCCACAGCAAGAAGGACACGUACGAUUCCGUAUACUUCCACCCGGACUCGCUGGAAAGCGCUGCAGUUGCAGCGGGCUGUGUCAUCAAGAUGGUGGAGGCGGUGAUGUCGGGCGCGGCGGGGUGCGGCGCGUGCGUGGUGCGGCCGCCCGGGCACCACGCGGACGGCGGCGCGCCCAGCGGCUUCUGCCUGCUGAACAACGUGGCGGCGGGCGCGCGCCGCGCCGCCCGCAGCGCGCGCCGCGUGCUGCUGCUCGACUGGGACGUGCACCACGGGAACGGCACGCAGGCUAUCACCUACGCCGACAACCGGAUCCUAUAUAUAUCGAUACAUCGUUACGACAACGGCGCAUUCUUCCCGCACUCGAAAGCUGCGGACUAUACAGCGGUGGGGGAGGGGAAGGGAGAGGGAUUCAACGUAAAUAUCCCAUGGAAUAAGCGUGGCAUGGGCGACGCGGAAUACUUGGCUGCGUUCACGCAAGUGGUGAUGCCAAUAGCGCGCGAGUACAACCCGGACCUGGUGCUCGUCUCUGCCGGGUUCGACGCCUGCGUGGGAGACCCGUUGGGAGGUUGUAAAGUGACCCCAGAAUGUUACGGCCUCAUGACGCACAUGUUACGCAGUCUGGCCGGCGGACGUGUCAUACUCUGCCUAGAGGGCGGGUACAACGUCACCAGCAUUUCCUACGCUAUGGUCAUGUGCACUAAGGCCCUUCUGGGCGACCCUAUCGAACUGCACUACGAUCCCAAGGCCACCUGCCACUGGUCCGCCCAAGAGUCCAUUAAUGACGUCAUCCGAGUCCACAAGAAGUACUGGAAGAAUCUGAAGUUUCAAGUCGCGCUGCCGUUGGAGGACGUUCUAGAACAAUCCAGGGCGAAAGUCGACGAGAGCAAGUGGGAAAUGUCGAUAGAGGAUGGGCUGGCUAACCUGAGUCUGGAUAGGAAGUGUUCGGAUGGGAUCCACUGUGGGACAGACGACGAGGACAACGCGGGGAGUUCGAAGGAGACAAAGACACUUGUGGACUUCCUGUCUGAGAACAUGCAGGCGAUAGUCGACGGGGAGAUGUUUGCGGUGGUUCCUUUGCCCGGGUGUCCGCAUUUGGACAGCUUGUACGCGAUACCGGCUAAUGUGAGGUUCGAGCAGGGUGUGAAGUGCGUGGACUGUGACCACACCCUCGAGAAUUGGGUGUGCCUCCAGUGUUAUGUAACAGCAUGCGGCCGCCACAUCAACGGCCACAUGUCGGCCCACUACACCGCAACACAGCAUCCGCUAUCGCUCUCGCUCGCCGAUCUCUCAGUGUGGUGCUACCCUUGCGACGCAUACAUUGACAACCCGCUGUUGUACGACGCUAAAAAUAACGCACACAAGUGCAAAUUUGGCGAGGAAAUGCCCUGGUGUUAUAGGGAUGGUGUACAGAUGCAGUGAUGACUGGCUUAGUUUUCUGGAAUGUUUAUGGAAUCGCGCUUUUUUCGUUAGGCUGACUGGGUUUAAGUUUUCUUUUGGCUCUAGCAAAAGUGAAAAUAUUACUAAAUUAAUAGGUAAAAUAAUGUGAUGCUUUAUAAUGUUUGGUAUUUGAAACAGAAAAGUGUAGUUAAAUUUUAAACUACCCUCUUAAAAUUAAAGAAACAAGUUAUAAAGUAAUUUCAUGAAAAUUAAGUCGCCUAUUGCCUUCAAAAAUCGUGAGCUCAAAUCAAAAUAAAAAACUAAAUAUUUAGUCUAAUUGUAGACAAUUAACUUAUAUAAUAGUCACAUUUUAAUAAAUAAAAUAAUUUUAUAUGUUGAAAUUAACAAAACUCAAAAGACACAUUGUAUGACAAUAAUAAUCAGGUUAUUAAGAAAAAACACUAAAAAUCUUAAAUCAUGAUACAUUUCUCUUUUUUCUUGUUUUUAUUUCUAUAUGAAUAGGAAGCAGAAAUUAUUUCGAUAUGCAAGAAGCUUAAUAGUUUCAGUGUGAAUUAAAAAUCAAUAUCAAUUAUGUUUGGAUAGAUUUUAGUUAAAUUUCAACUAUUGCUAUUUAGAUAUAAUUUCAUUAUUAUAAAUGCAUUUCAUUAUAUGCAUUUAUUAAAAGAAAUCAUGACUAGCUUAUUACAACACCAAUAAAAUAGAAAUACUUAUCUUAGUAUUAGAAUCUAUUAAUAGUAUACAAAACAAGAGUAUUAUCGCACAGAGUAAUUUUAAACAUACAUAUCGACAAUAAAUAGAAAUGAGGCUAUGAUACAGCCAAAUUCUGUUUGUGCGAAACUUUAUGGUGUGUGACCUACUCACAGCUAAAGUAUGAAUACCAGAGAAUUCUAGAACAAUCAUAAAUUUUGAAAAAUUUCCGUUUAUAUGUUUAUAAGUGAACUCCUUGGAAAUAACAUGGUCAACAAAGCCUUAAAACUUUUUUAUGUGU
Messenger RNA from Zerene cesonia (dogface butterfly), 4308 nucleotides. RefSeq names its product histone deacetylase 6 (gene HDAC6). Gene Ontology annotation, molecular function: zinc ion binding; histone deacetylase activity. The record is from RefSeq and is a predicted model, not a curated record. NCBI's taxonomy places the organism in Eukaryota, Metazoa, Arthropoda, Insecta, Lepidoptera, Pieridae. Gene Ontology annotation, biological process: chromatin organization. Gene Ontology annotation, cellular component: histone deacetylase complex. The coding region runs from base 138 to 3341 and encodes 1067 amino acids. The transcript has 19 exons.